AUGAAGAAUCACAUCAAGAAGGUGUCAAAAAACAACAAUGCAAAACAAAGCAAAUCGGAAACUGUUAUUAUCAAACUAACAAAACGAUCCACAAGUGAAGAACCACAGAGUGAUACUCAUGACAACAUUCGUUCUAUGGCCAAGAUGCUCAAGGAACGCUUAUCAAAGGCAAGUAAACGCCUUGUUGAUACACCAAAAGAAGAACAAAAGACGCUGUCCAGUUCUGAUUGGCCAGCAAAGAAACCAAGCUCAUUGCGCAACCUUCAACUGCUCAAGCAAUACCUGACUUUUGUCUCUGGAGAGACAUCUGAUAUUAGCCUUCAAGAUCAGUCUAUUCAGCUUACACUCUCUAGUCAAACAAAGCCAAUUGAACCAACAGAGAAUGAACAGUCAGCUCGUUUAGGUGCAACAUUGAUUGAAUCUCUUGUUCAUGAUCCCGCUGCUUUCGAACUUCAUCCUGGCAGGCAACAAGAUGAGAGUCGUCAUACUAGUCGUCUUGACCGUCGUCGUCCUGGUAGACCACCCAAAACAAGACUACUGUUGCUAGAUGACGACAGAGCUGAACAUCAACGUAUGCGUGUCAAGCGCAAGUCUAUUCUCCAACAUCGCCCUCAAUUAAAAAAGAAGAAGGAGUUCAUUCGAUGCAUCUGUGACACGCCUUCUGAAGAAUUCGGUCCAAUGGUACAAUGUGAUGAUUGUUCUCGUUGGUUACACUUGGAGUGCCUCGAACUCAACGACGAUGCCCUUGAUGAAACCUUCCGUUGCCCCUCAUGCUUUUUGUCACUUGGUUCUUCAUCCAAUGAAAAGAAUGCUAAGUUGCUCAGUUCUAUCACUUGGCGUUAUGCUGCUCAAUGGAAGAGUCAACGCUUGGCUGCUGCUCAGAAUGAUAAUGCUACUGACGAUGAAGAGGAAGACGAACCCAUGGAGAAAUUAUCGCCUACAACUCCUCCUCCUCUUCAUAUUGAAGAUGAUGAUGGCUAUUCUACUGACUUACCUGGACCAGAGACACCCAUCGAUUGGCCUGAUGUUGCCUCUGAAUCAAGAUUUAGUACUAGUCAAGAUAGUGAAGUCACUACACCUAGUGAACAAUUGGAACCUUUCUUUAAGGAAGAUGAUGCUGAGAUGGAGUUGGAUCCUGGUAGCUUAGAAAUUUUGUCUCGUUUGGCUUAUCUUCAAUCCCUUGAUUCUGUUAAAAAAGAAUUGUUUGCACCUAAUGCUGCUGAUGUCUUUCUUUGUGAAAACUUUGCUAACAGCGCUGAUGAAUAUAUGCACCUUUUGACGCAUCAAGUUCCUCGUUUUGCACCUAAUACACCACCAUCUUCUAUUUGCUCUCAAGACCUUUCAGAAUUCUCUUUUGAUUCUGGUCCCUUUUGGGAAUCCCUUCUAUAA
This is a messenger RNA of Gilbertella persicaria, 1389 nucleotides long. RefSeq lists its product as uncharacterized. NCBI's taxonomy places the organism in Eukaryota, Fungi, Mucoromycota, Mucoromycetes, Mucorales, Choanephoraceae. The record is from RefSeq and is a predicted model, not a curated record. Bases 1 to 1389 code for a protein of 462 amino acids. The transcript is spliced from 3 exons.